This is a messenger RNA of Puccinia graminis f. sp. tritici CRL 75-36-700-3, 4480 nucleotides long. RefSeq lists its product as uncharacterized. The transcript has 7 exons. Bases 1 to 4410 code for a protein of 1469 amino acids. Gene Ontology annotation, molecular function: protein binding. NCBI's taxonomy places the organism in Eukaryota, Fungi, Basidiomycota, Pucciniomycetes, Pucciniales, Pucciniaceae. The record is from RefSeq and is a predicted model, not a curated record.
AUGGGGACUCUCCAAGCCCAAGCUGCUUCACUAGAUUCUGAUCCCACAUCCCGGCUCAAGCGACAGUUAUCUGAAUGUUCGAAAGUCAGGAGACCUCUGGAUGCAACGCCGCUUGGACUCACAGAAACCUAUGAAGAAGCUAAGCUGAAUCUCCAGAGCUUAGCAUCUGGUCACUCGUCAAAUAAUUUUCAUCCCAGAGCGUUCACCUCCAAGCGGGCCACAGCUUCUUUACCUUAUGUUACUCAUCUGGUACCAAGAAGCAUCUUGACUGAAAGCCUACCGCAGAAACCAGCUGAGAAUUAUCUGUUCAAAGCUCUCCCAAGGCCACCAACUGAGGGACAACUUGCCCAAUCAGAAUGGACGACUGACCUAGGCCGGUCGUCAUCUGCUCCCACUAGGGUUCGUUUCGCCGAUCCUAUGGUCCAGUACAAUCCCACACCUGCAGCGCGUGAAUCUUGCGAGUUCUCCCAAUUCGAGCUCUCCAAGAAUCCUCACACAGGUCGCAAAACUGACCUGAUGGCAUUCCCCAAAAGCUGCAUUAAAUCUACGGGCCAAUACCAUCAAGUGCAAGGAAAACAUUCUCUUUGCGCAAAACGCACCGAUAGUUCACCGCCGGCGAGGCUUUGUGAUUCUCCACUAGAAGAAGAAUUUCGCGCCAGCAUCAGUUUUAUGUCUGAAUUGAUAUUCCCAGAAGAUCCUGACCAAGGCGCCGGCAGCGAACCUUCGGUAGCAGCUGGGGCCGGCGGCGCCAAAGGCUUGAGUUCAAAAGCCAUUCCACUCUCGAUCAGUAGCAACGUUGAGAAAGAUGUUCGCUCACGAUCUACUGAUCAUGAGCUUGAGCUCAGGAAACUCAAGCAAUUCAAAGAAAGUAUCAGAAACAUGCCGAGUGGCCCAGCUCGUAGCGCACUGCCCAUACCCGCGGGAGUUUUUCAAUCAUCAUCAGCACCUUCCACACCGUCAAACCAAGGGUCGUAUCAACGAAAGCAAGAUAAACCCCUACAUGUACCGCGACAACUGGAGAAAGAGUCUAGCCAAUACGCAAACGACUAUCGUGAUAAGAAUACUCCCAAGUUCUCUAUGUCACCUAAGAUUAAAAGAAUUGAGGUCUCGAAUCUCCAAGGCACGGCCACCCAACUCCAACAAGGAAGGAAAAUAUUGCCGACGUCUGGGAAGGUAACAAUAACAGGACGUAGUUGCCCUCUCGAGGGAUCCAAGGGUUUCGCCCCGACUUAUCCAAGCCAACCUCCCGGACAUAGGAAGCUGGAUGCCAUCCCCGACUUGCCGAGUCCAAUCGUUGAUGAUCUUACUCAGUGUCGCCGGACGAUAGUGACGCCUCAAGUCCAGACGGAAGAAACAAGAAACUUGGGCAAGAGAUCCUUCCGAGAAAGGACAGACAGGAGCCCGACCGUUUCGCCUCAACAAGUCUCGCCGUUGACGCUACCGCCGAGGGGCUCAAGAAAGCAGUCCACUAUCUGCCCUGAUUCCCCAUCCUGGAAAGAAUCUCGCUCACCCUGCAAGCGUUUAAAGGAUCUUCAAUCGGUUGGACGCACGGGACCGAGAGAUAUUAACACCAUCGUUACCGGUGACUCGGAAGGUCCUCGGUCCGACUUGGAACCGGGAGAGAUUAGCCCUCGUCUUGACUCUGAGUAUAUGUUGAACACUGAGAUGUCUUUGGAAGAUAUAAAUGCAGAUGCUCGAUUUUCAAACCCACCCUCGGUCUCUUCAGAAGCUCCAAGCACCUCCAGUCGAACAGACUUUUCACCGGUCCCUUCCCCACCAGCUCCGAUUACGACAACACUGGAAUCUUGGAGGCAUGACCUUACCCCUGCCAAUCUUGCAGAAGCUUGCCAUCAGUAUGGUCAAUCAGAAACGACAAAGCCAUGUAUUAUAGACGCUCAGGAUGGGACCAGUCAAUGUCAAACUCCAUUUCAAUGCGUAGUGGUCUCCGAAACAGAAGAAUUAAUUCCAAGAGCUCUAGAGCCUUCUAUCUAUGAUGAAGCCAAGAGCCCCCGCGACCUUGAAUCUAAGGAGUCCUUUGACCGGCCAUCUUGUCGAAAAGAACCUGAACCGGUUCCUCGCGAAUUAUUAGGCAUGUUUGGCGAAGAUAUGAUAGAAGAUCAGAUUGUGGAGAAGGCUCAAGAGACAACGAUGAAGCAAACGGAAGAUACCAUCGAAACCGGAUCCGAUAGGUCGGAAGCCGCCGUCACGACGAGUACGAGACCUCAGUGUUUUUGCACAUGCUCCAAAAGAUGGGAGAAUUGGAAUUUAUAUCUAAGAGAUAAGGAGGAUGAGCCAAUGAAGUGUUCUUCGCAAAGCUCUAGCGCUGGACGGUCCUCAAUUUCAAGCCACACUGAUGAUUCAUUCCUGUGGCACUCAGCUCCUCAGAUUGCUAUCAUCAAACCGGAGGAGUGCCUUUUCUCCGAGCUGAAAUCCCCUCCGAUCUAUCUCGAAGGACUCCGGUUCUCGACAAGUAGGACCAGCGUGGACUGUGAACCCGGUGCCGAUAACCAGUUUAUCGUCGAAACAACAAAUGUUGAAAAUGAAGAAAUAAUCAGGUUGGAUGCCGAUGGCCUUCCAGAACCAAUCCAGACUACACGCUGCGUCAAUUCGCCCCCUGAAGAUCGAAAACAAAUGUCCCAUCCAUCCAUCCAGGCACUUCAGAACGAUCGGCUUCAGAAUCAAACAACUGAUUCCAAUUUUACUGCAAUAAUUAUGAAACCACCGCCGAUGAAAAAACGUUCCUUAAGUUGCAAAGGAUCAGAGACCAAUGAUCGACCAGAAACACCGCGUAGAUACAGGCGCAGGCGCGACCAUUGUACGAGCAAAACGAACGGAAAGGAAUGUGAAGACCGAGCUCCUGUGUCCACCCUAGAGGUCUCUAGUUCAUCGACGCUAAAGGAAUCCAUCAACAAUUCCACAUGUCAAUCAAUCCCAUUUGACCUUGGCAGUGGAAAAUCCACCAUUAUAACGAAAUUCGAGUUCUCGAUCCUGAGCUUUCCUCAAACGAUUUUGCAUCGCAUACUUGUUGAAUUAGAUUACCUGGACUUUUUCAGACUCAGUCAAGUCUCGCAUGUCCUGAGAACGGGCUUUAGUGUUGGAGAAGUACAGGAAGUGAUUCUCAAAGUCUUCUUGGGUGACCUUGAAUACGGCGAUUCCCUGUCAAGUAGCUCUCGAUCUAGAACAAUUACCCACAGAUUCCUAAGCCCUAAUCCGACGGUCGAGCUCGAUGGCGGUGAUGUUGUUCUUGAAAACAAAACGACGGCAGUGUUACUCGGAGAUAGUAGGUUUAACUCAGCAGGAGGAGCUAUACCCGAUCCCUUUCCAUCGGCCAUGACGCUGGGAAAGCGAAACAUGCACACAUCAAGUCCGCUCGAAAUUAACUUACAAGAGCUUCAUGCCUUUCAUUAUUUUCGACAGGCAGGGGAAAAGAGCUUUCUUGAAUUGGCCAACCGACCGACGAGCCACCGGCCAAGUGCUUUGUCAGCCAUCCAAGCUUACUGUCGCCUUCAUAAUAAACUUGUAAUUCGGGCUCGCUUGAGGUUCGAAGAUCCAUCCAAUCCAAUCCAUCUGCAAUCCCAUCAGUUCCGGAGCAGAAAACCCCAUCCCGAGAUCUUCUCCCCCGGUAAAGUAGUCGUCUUUCGAUUGUGGAUUCCGAGUGAAAAGAAGCCAACGUCGAAGGCCGAGUUGCUGAAAUGUGAGAUGGAGAUGUUGAGAUCUGGAAUUCAAGCCUUCGCCCGAAGAGGUGAUAUUUUUUGGAAUGCCGCAUUGGGUAGCUCUGACAACACCGGGAGAUUCAUUUACGAUGGCCAGGAUCUCCAGGAACUACAAGUCUUGUGGGAUUCAGUUGGACAUCUUCCAGACUGGCUCAACAUGUUUCUUUUCCCUCCGUCAUUUUAUCAUCAUACAAUCAAAUCUUCAAACUUGAAUCCGAUCUUUUAUCUUGACUUGACCGACUUCAAAGAGCAACUGAUAAACAGCUUAAGCUUGGUUGAUCAUCACCAACCUCACGAGACCGCGGAGGACCAAAGCCAGCAGGGAAUGCUUAAUUAUCUUGGCUUGGUCGAAAUCCGAGCUGGAACGAAAACAGGCGUGUUAGAAGGAAUUGAAUGCUUUUCAGAUACUCAUCACGAGUACAUCCUUCCAGAAUGUAUACAUCCGGAUUGGGUUGGCAAACUGAUGGUUGAGAUCCAAGUGAGUUCGCUAGAGAAACUGGAUCAACUGCUCUCCAAAUUCAACAAAGCCAAACCGGAAGAUUUCUUCAGCCUUGGCUUUGAUCUCGCCUCCUCGCCCGAAGAAACUCGACAUCGCACAGUCUCUCGACUGAAAUCCGCUCAACUCUCUCCAUGGAGAAUCAUCCGUCAAAAAAGUUCUCCAGGUAUGGUUUGGAUUCGUUUACCCAUUCGCGCUUGAAUUAAUUUUUUGUUACAAAUAAAUCAUCAGCUAUCCAUAUUCACUCAUAAGAUCCAGGGUGCACAUGUUA